AUGCAUCUUAAGGAAUACUGGAACAACCCAGAGCUGGAUGAAGGGGAGCAAUUCCUCCGGGAUUAUGUCCUCAACAAACGCUACGAGGAGGAGGGAGAUGAGGAGGAGGAGGAAGACGAGGAAGGGGUCCCUGACCUCCCUAUCCAGCUGGCUGUGGAUGACUCCUCCGAUGAAGGGGAGCUCUUCCUGAAAAAACAGGAAGAUUUUGAACAUAAGUACAACUUCCGCUUCGAGGAACCAGAUGCAGCCUUGGUGAAGACCUACCCACGAAGCAUUUCAUCCUCUGUGCGCCGCAAAGAUGAACGCAGGAAGGAGAAGAGGGAAGAGACCCGGGAGCGAAAGAAGAGGGAGAAGGCCAGGAAGCAGGAGGAGCUGAAACAGCUGAAGAAUCUAAAAAGGAAGGAGAUUGCUGCCAAGCUGGAGAGGCUGCGCCAGGUCACAGGCAACGAGACCCUGGGCCUUGAAGAACAGGAUCUCGAGGAUGACUUUGACCCUGCCCAGCAUGACCAGCUCAUGCAGAAAUGCUUUGGAGACAACUUCUAUGGCACCAUGGAGGAGGAGAAGCCACAGUUUGAAGAAGAGGAAGGACUGGAAGAUGAUUGGAACUGGGACACAUGGGACGGCCAAGAGCAGGAUGGAGGUUGGAGCCAGCAGGAACCACACUGUGAAGACCCCGACUUCAAUAUGGACGCUGACUAUGACCCCAGCCAGCCUUACAAGAAGAAGCGUGAAGCCCCCUCCACCAGCAAGAAGAAACGUAAAUCGCCCUUUGCUGCAGCCGUGGGGCAGGAAAAGCCUGUGUUCAACCCUGGUGACAAGUCCUUCGAGGAGUACCUGGAUGAGUAUUACCGGCUGGACUAUGAGGAUAUCAUUGAUGACCUGCCCUGUCGCUUCAAGUACCGCAGCGUAGUGCCCUGUGACUUUGGGCUCACCACGGAGGAGAUCCUGGCUGCAGAUGACAAGGAGCUGAACCGGUGGUGUUCUUUGAAGAAGACCUGCAUGUACAGGUCAGAGCAGGAGGAGCUCCAGGACAGACGUGCAUACCACCAGAAAGCCCAAAACAUGUGGAAGAAGAGGCAGAUCCUCAAGUCGCUCUGCUCCGAGGAGACGGAGACACCCACGGAAGCCACAGGAAAGCCGCAGGGAGACAAAGCCCGCUCGCGGGCACAGCUGCCAGCGCCUGAUAGAGCCCAAGGGAAGCGGCCGCUGCCUGAGAGCCCCCCAGCACAGGAAGAGGCGGCACGGGUGCCACCCCCUGAGAAGCCAGUCCCCCAGCAGCGGAGGCGGGGCAAGAAGGCGCGGCUGCUGGGCCCCACGGUGACGCUUGGUGGCCGAGAGUUCAGCCGCCAGAGACUGCAGGCCUUUGGCCUCAACCCCAAACGCCUGCACUUUCGCCAGCUGGGCCGGCGAGGCAGGAAACAGCGCGGGCCCAAGGGUCCCUGAGGACCCGGGGUUUCCUCCCCCAGGUACUGUCCCCGGCUGCGCCUCCCGCUUGUCUCAGCAGACGCAGGUCUGCCUGUGGGCAAGGGCGCAGUCCCCCCGUCCAGAUGGGGAACCGAGGCCGACGAACGAACUUCUCCUCGAGUCGCCUCUGUGCCCACCCGCGUGCCUUGGAACACUGAGCCACCCUGG
This is a messenger RNA of Castor canadensis (American beaver), 1632 nucleotides long. Lineage: Eukaryota; Metazoa; Chordata; Mammalia; Rodentia; Castoridae. The record is from RefSeq and is a predicted model, not a curated record.